This is a messenger RNA of Diversispora eburnea, 1017 nucleotides long. The record is from the annotation of a GenBank genome assembly. Lineage: Eukaryota; Fungi; Glomeromycota; Glomeromycetes; Diversisporales; Diversisporaceae.
AUGAGAACAGGGCUUCGAUGCGAAUUUACAGGGACUGCCAAAAAACGUGGCCCUCGAAAUGGUACAGUCGAGGUGAUCAAAAGUCCGGCAAGGAGAAUCGAAAAUGUUUUAAAAAAGGAUCCAAGCCUUAAGGAUGCGAUUGAUAAUCUACUUGCCAAAAAUAAUUUUCGUUCAACAGUUAGUUUGGCAAGGCCACCAUCAAUUAUUCCUUCCGAUGCACCUAUAGUGAUAAUAGAUGAUGAUACAGGAAUUACCACUGAUGCUUCCCAAUCACACGGUAUUCCACGUCCAUUGAUCAUAAAUAAUGGUUCUGGAAAUUUUUCUCGACAAAGAAGACAUGUCACAAACGUUUAUCCACGAGACGGUUCUACACAGGAAUUUGAAACAACCAACCAAUCACCAGUUUUGAGGCGACCAGUUCCAUUAUAUCCUCAAAUUCCAAGAAAUGAACAUCACUUCUAUCCAUACGCGCGACGAUCAAAUUCCUCAAAUACGGAAAUUAUUCCAUCACUUACACUUCCGUCAAUUUCAAGUUUCGGAGCAAUCUUUCCCGAAAAUUCAUCGAUCCACGGAUCAUCACCCGGAAUUAUGUCCGAAGCCUUACCUCCUUUAACGGAAACGUUAACCUUACCAUCUCCAUGGACAGGAUUACCUAGAAAAUCUAUGUCAAUGUCUUUCGGUUCAACCGGAAAGCAGGUUUUACUCCCUCCUGCACCCGAUGUAGGCAAUCCAUUAAAUCCAAAAUCGACAUCACAUGAUUUUAAACCAUUAGAAAUAGUAAAAGAUGAUAAUCAUGUUGAUAAAAAAUUUAAAUUUAACACAAAUAAUUUACCUUCACCACCUACGACUAAUUUAUUAUCACCCAAAUUGACUGCUUCAUUAUUAUCUCCUUUAUCAUCGCCAAAAAGUUAUCCAACAGAUUUUUAUAGAUCAAUUCAACCUAAAAUCGAUCUUUUAUCUCAACCUGUUUCAUGGUGCAACAAUAAUGAUAUGGAUUUUAGUCCAUAUAGAAUAUAA